This is a messenger RNA of Sander lucioperca (pikeperch), 2549 nucleotides long. It is a transcript of the gene actr5, whose product is annotated as actin related protein 5. Gene Ontology annotation, biological process: regulation of DNA-templated transcription. Lineage: Eukaryota; Metazoa; Chordata; Actinopteri; Perciformes; Percidae. The transcript has 9 exons. Gene Ontology annotation, cellular component: Ino80 complex; cytoplasm. The record is from RefSeq and is a predicted model, not a curated record. Bases 43 to 1929 code for a protein of 628 amino acids.
GAGACUCCACUCGGCUGUAUUUUGCAGUGACUCACUUUCAAAAUGGCUUCCAAACAAGAAUCAGUCUAUCAAAUAUUCUCAUUUCAGGACUGCAAAUCCUCUCCCGACCCGAUUUUUGAACUCCCAGCCCAGUGUCUGACCCCUAAACCGGUCCCUAUAGUGAUAGAUAACGGCUCCUUUCAGACCCGGGCUGGCUGGGCGGCUCCAGCGGCGGAGUUUGACUCUCCGCUGCUGCUCUUCAGGUCGGUGGCGGCGCGCAGCAGAGGGGCCGCCCGCAGCGAGACGCAGAUCGGUAACGAUAUCCCAAACCUGGAACCUCUGCGGUGGCUGCUGAAGAGCCAGUUCGACCGAAACGUGGCGGUCAACUUUGAGAUCCAGGAGCUCAUGUUCGACUAUGUGUUUACUCACCUGGGCAUCAGCUCUGAGGGCAGUGUGGCACACCCUAUUGUGCUGACAGAGGCGCCCUGCAACCCGCUGCACUGUCGGCAGAUGAUGUCAGAGUUGCUGUUUGAGUGCUACCGUGUACCGUACGUCUCCUAUGGCGUGGACAGCUUGUACAGUUUCUACCACAAUAACACUCGAAGGAAACUCCAGCCACCACAUACCGGCAUUAUUCUGUCCUCAGGAUACCACUGUUCACACAUUUUGCCUGUUAUCAACGGCAGGUUUGAUGCGGUGAACUGUAAGCGUGUGAACGUGGCUGGGAGUCAGGCAGCAUCCUAUCUGCAGCGCCUCCUCCAGCUGAAAUACCCAGGUCACCUCGCCGCCAUCACACUCAGCCGCGUGGAGGAACUGCUGCAUGAACACAGUUACACUGCUGUGGAUUACCAUGAAGAGCUGGAAAAGUGGCGCAGCCCAGAGUUUUAUGAGCGGGAGGUUCACCGUAUGCAGCUUCCCUUCUCGGGUAAAUUGCCGGGCGGUUGUGUGAGUGUGGAGGAGAGGCAGGAGAGACGAGCUCAGCAGCUUCGACGGCUUCAGGAGAUCAAUGCUCGCCGCCGGGAGGAGAAGCUGCUGCAGGACCAGGAGAGGCUGGACAGACUUAUGGCAGUGCAGGAGCUGCUGGAGGACGGCCUGUUGGAUCAGUUUCAUAAGAGCCUGGUGGAGCUCAACAUGGACUCGGCUGAGGAGCUGCAGUCGUACAUCAACAAGCUGCAGCUGGCUGUGGAGCAGGGCAGACAGAAACUGCUGCACAGCGACGGAACAGAGGGAAAGCCUGAGGUGUCUGAGCUGGAGCAGCCGAUGGAUGAGGGAGACGGAGUGGCGCUGAUGGAUCCUGACUUCUCUGAGGACACGCUGCCAGAAAAACCUGCUAAUGUGGUUCAGCCCGUGUUCAACGUGGCAGAGUACCACCAGCUGUUUGUAGGGACGGAGCGUCUGCGGUGUCCAGAGAUCCUGUUCCAGCCCUCGCCAACCGGGGAGGACCAGAUGGGACUGAUGGAGACUCUGCAGUACGUCCUGGCCAGGUACACACCAGAGCAGCAGGAGGCGCUGGUGAGCAAUGUGUUUCUGACAGGAGGGAACAUGCAGUACCCCGGGAUGAAGGAGAGAGUGGAGAGAGAACUGCUGGCUAUGAGGCCCUUCCAGUCACACUUUAAGGUAACAAUUGCGUCUCGGCCGACCCUGGAUGCCUGGUACGGGGCGAGAGACUGGGCCUUGGAACAUCCACUUAGUGGAGAGGGAGGAGCGGCAGAGGGGUGGAUCAGCAGACAGGAGUACGAGGAGAAAGGAGGCGAGUACCUGAGCGAGCACUGUGCCUCUAAUGUCUUCAUUCCCAUGAAAAUUGCCAAACCAGUUCCGACUCGCCCCACCGAGCCCUCUGUUCCAACACUGACAUCGACCGGAGCUUCUGCUGCCGUCACCACGGUUACGUCUGCCCUGGCUCCCUCCUCUUCUCCUGCUGCUACUGAUGUUUCUAUGGUUACCUCCUAAACUGGGAUCUCCGUUAUGAGCAUUUGAUGUUCAAUGAAUUAUAGCAGAUGUGAUGCAUUCAGUCAAAGGUAAAGAAGACCUUGCUCUUUGAUUCUGAGGGACUGAAAACUAAACUUUAUAUUUAUCGUUGAGGAUUCAGAUAGGUGGUCCUGCCCAAAACAUGAUUGUAACUGCAAAUAACAUAUCUCAAUGUGGUCUGCUAUUAGGCAUUUCUCUGUGGAAAUCUAAAGAAAUACACCACCAAACAACAUUAUAAGCUCAGAAAUAUAAGGUACAUUAGCAGUAGCUGUUAAGACAUGGGCGUGUUCUUUUAUGUACCAAAAACCAACCAAGGCAUCAUUCAGAAAUGUUGAAUGGAAAUGUACUUCCUGUCUGUUCUCAAUCUUCAUCUAUUUGUUUUUGGUAUCCUGUGUGUUUUGUAACUUUUCUGACUGUUUUGGAAAUACAAUUUUAUUUUAUUUUCAUAAUGCUUUGGGGAAACCACAAGAGACCGUUCAUAUUGAAUGGUCAUCAAAGGAAUGAUCUUAAAAGCUCUAGUGGGAAUAUUUUGUAUUACUAUAUAAAUGUAAUUUAGUAGUUUGUAUGUUUUAAAAAAAUAUAUAUAUUUUCACUGAUGGAAA